Molecule: messenger RNA, 477 nt
Organism: Dioszegia hungarica
Lineage: Eukaryota; Fungi; Basidiomycota; Tremellomycetes; Tremellales; Bulleribasidiaceae
Exons: 2
Coding region: 1-477 (158 amino acids)
Source: RefSeq, a predicted model, not a curated record
AUGUUCAUCUCGCUUUCUGAACUCCUUCCCCUCCUCUGCCUCGCCAUCGGUGUCGUUGCCGCUGAUAGCGGUGAUCAUUUUCCCGUUACGGCCGGACAGAUAAGGCUCUUCACCGAUGGCGAAACGAUCCCCAAUCAGCUUGGGCACGACCCCUUAUCAUUCAAUGUUGGUGGGGUGUCUCCGGGGCAAACGUUUCUGAGAUUUGAGCGGAAUUUGAAGGGUCAGGGGCCUUUCCUACUUGCCGAUUAUUCGAUUUGGCAGGGACGUAAGACUAUUGGCGCCGACGCAGACAACAAAGACGAGGCGGAGAUGAAGCACGAGGAAGAUCUCAAAAAGCUCAAAGCGGGCGAGGGGGCCUUCUCGCUCCACAAAAAGGUCGGUGAAAAGGACGAGCAUUUGGACUGUCGCCUGGGUGGAGACUUUAAAGACCCGAGUAAAGGCGUUUACUGGGCGUUCACCUGGGAGUCGACGAGCUGA